UUAAUCAUUGGCCCAGAGGGUGACCAGCGUCGUGUUGCUCAGCAAACUCCCCAGUCACCGAAAUGAGCCACUGACACGCCCUUGGCGCUUCUCUACUUGGCUAUCUGGUUAUCUGGCUAUAACGUAGGAACCAUCCCCAGUCGGACCUAACCCCACUUAACUUAUCGCACGUGCCUGGUCAUAGACUAGAAAACAGUAUAACUGGACAACUGAAACACCACUAAGGUCCUUCCACAGGCGCAAGCAACAGGACUUGUUUAUCGGCAGCCCCUUGGUCGGGCCCCACUCCAAACUGGCCCAUCAAUUUUGGUUCUCCUACCCGCCACCGGGCGCUGGCGGCGGUUCCUCAAGAAAACUAAAACUAAGGAAUCAAGCCUAACGAAUACGAAAUACUCGUAAAAACUAAAGAAAACGAAAAAAUAAGACAAAAAUUUUAGAAUCAAAUCGAAAACUGAAACCAAAACGGAGAUUGAGAGAUUCUUCGUGUGCGAUCGCUACCUGUCUCUCUACCUCUCAGUCUCUUCUCUCUAUAUCUCUAUCUCUCUAUCUCUCUCUAUAUAUAUAUAUAUUGCUAUCUAUCUGCCUAUAUGUCUAUCUCUUUCUCAAAAGACACACUCAGACACACCGCACUCACCUAACGGUACUAAUUCCAUUCAAAUCGUUCCGGUUCGCGUCGCGAUCGCGUGUUAACAAUUACAAAAUUCGACUAAAAUCGUUACUAAAAAUAUAAUCAAAAUCAAAAUCGACACAACUACAACAACAACAACAAUAACAAUAACAACAACAACAUCAUCACCACAAGUACAACAACAUCAGAAAAAAAAGAACACUUUGAGGUAAGGAAGAAUUUCUUUCUCACUGUCUCCACACACUUCGCCUCUCUCCGUCUCUAUCUCUGUCUCUCUCUCACUCUCUCUCUCUCUGUCUUUGUCUCUCUCUCUGGUCUCGUAGUGUUGGCUAAAUGGGAUAUCAACCAUUGAACCAACAAAAAAUAAAAAAGAAAACCCCUUAGUAUAACCCACCUAGACCAACAGUCAAGAAAUACAAAACCCCCCCUACAUAGAGAGUUCCGUUAUUCCGCCGUUCCGUUCCGUUGGUUGUUACGUUACGUUAUGUGUAGUUCGUUUCGUUCCACGUUCCUUAUUUCCCCUUAGUUGUCUUAAGUUCUAAGUUUGAUUUUUGUUUUCGCAUUUCUCGUAGCGCUUUGAUGAUGAUAAUAAUGAUGAUGAUGAUGAUGAUGACGAUAAUAAUAAUGACGAUGAUAACAUAAUGAUGACCCUGAUGCGAUUGUGUGUGUGUGCAUAAAAGUUGUUUAUGAAUGGAACGAGGUCAAAGGUGGGACAGGUGCAAACUUGUGGCAUCCACACUGCUGCACUCGGGCCUCUUUGAAGUCAUCCAAGGGGUAGAACGAGAUAAUUGCAGCCGGUUGACGAGACAUGUGUAUGCUUGAGGCUUUAGAAAAGGUUAAACACAUAACGGGAAUACAAAAUGAUGACUAGAAUAAGUAGCGAUGCUUGAGUAUUUGUAUAGACUUUUGGACCAACGAAGAAGGUUUCUGAAAGCCAGUCAGAGUAUAAAACUCAUGCUUUUAGCCAAAGACAUUAUAAAAAAAAGAGUUGGUAUACAUUUCUAGAUUAAAAGUGCUUAAAAGUGGUUGUAAUUAUAAUGUAAAAGAGAAGCGAAAGUUGGUACUAAAAUUGUAGCAGUGUGACCAGCGCUCUAUUACAAGCAGUAGUCGUGUUAAAAACAUUCAUUUUUCCAGAGGUGCUCUAAAAUAUGUUUCAAAAUUAAUAAGUUAAUCAUAUCGAAUGUUUUAAAAAUAUACAUAAAAAGUACCCUUUUGUAGGAAAUCAUUAUUUCCCAAUGAUCAAUCAUAAUCCACCACACCACAGUGGCUCAAAUAAAUGCUUACCCACCGCUUGUGACGCACUAACUGUACUUGGUGAACUCUUGUGCUCUUGUGGUGGGUUGGAGGCCCUCAAUCGGUUGAAGCCAAGGCCAAAGCUCAAAGCUCAAAUAUUCAUGGGAAACAUAAAUGCACGAGAAUAGCAAAACGACUGCCAGCAAACAGAAUGUUGAGUGUUAGUCGAGUAGAGACCGCUCUUCAAAGUGGAAAUGUUCUCACCUCAUAAAGAAAAUAUAUAAAAUAAAUAGGAAAAUAAUUAAGAGACCAGAACCAGUUAAAUUAAGCCACCGUUUUCAUUUAAUGACAUUAAAAUAAAAUAGUAAAUAGUUGCUGAUAUUAACUUUAAAGCAAGCAGUGUGCCCAGCACGUUUGUUAAAUACUCCCGUUCUGUGGUCACACUGCCACCCAAAAUGCAUAUCUCUCUGGCUGCCGCGAGCACUCGCCGCUGAGCUUUAAUACGCCCGAAAAGAUGACACUAAUUGGGCUACCGCGGUCAACUCUGAGUGCGUUUAGUGUUUUGGGUUCAGUGUUUAGUUUUAUGUUCUUGGCGAGCCGCAUGUUGCUGUUCAGUGUCAGUGUUGCCUGGUUCUUCGGCCGCAACUGACGACUGUUGAUUCCGUGUGGGCUUUUCACCUGUCGAAAGGUGCGAAUUAGCAUGACACCGCCUCGGCUGAGUCGCUAUUUGAUGGCAGUGCGCGGUGGGCGCGAUGGGGAGCAGCACAGCAAGAACUCGCAGACCGACGAAGAGAAGCAGCGCGAUCGACAGCGAAACGAGCGCGAGGCCAAAAAGGAAGAGCAGGACGCCAUCAACUACAAGCGCGACAAGGAGCAACGCGAGGCCCGUCUGCUGGACUUUGAGAUACGCCGCCAGCAGAAGCGGGACGAGCAGCAGCAGCAGCGCCAGCAGCAGCAGCAACUGCAGCAGCACCGCGAGCAGCAGCAGCAGCAUCAUCAGCAGCAGCGAGAGCAACUCCAGCAGCAGCACCGCGAGCAGCAGCACCAGCAGUCCAGCGAGAAGAGUCCGCCAACCUCGUCUUCUGCCGCCGCCGCCGCCGCCGCCGCAGCUGCCGGCCAUCAGACCCAUCCGCAUCAGCAGCAGCAACAGCAGCGACAACACUUGCAUCUGCAGCAACAGCAUCUGCAGCACCUGCAACACCAGCAGCAGCAGCAACAGCAACAACAGUCAACGGGCAGCGGCAGCAGCAACACCCCCGUGACUCCAAAGUUGCAGACACCGCCCCCCGAUCGAUCGCUGCCCCCGGCCUUCAGGAGUCGCUCUAUCGAACGGGAGAUCCUCUACGAACGGAAGCGUUUCUCGCAGCCGGAAGCCGGCGAGAUCAAGGAGCUCGAUAGUACAACAUCAUCAUCGUCCACGCAGCAGACCUUCCCUGGCAGCGCAGUCGGGCCGGGCAGCAGAGCGGCGACAGCGGGAGCAGCGGUACCUGGCAGUGGGACAGCAGGAGCGGGAGGGGUACAAACGACGACAUUGGCGGGGCCGCCGGCAACGGCCGCAGCUGCCACAGCUGCGAUCAUCCCAAUAUUGCCGCUCGGCGUUGCCACGCUGCGCGAUGAUUCCACCGAGUCCGAGCAGUCCGUGACCUGUGCGCACAACCAGCUCGAUGCCUACCACCGCAUCAUGUGCCGGGCUCCCAUUGCGUCACUCGACUGUAUGGAGGAGUUCAGUGGCCGUUCGAUCAGCCUGGGCUCCAAUCCGGCGCUGCCUCUGCGCCAUGGAUCUACUCCGACGCCGGGGCUGCGGUACAAGAAUCUCGGCAAGAGCGGGUUGCGGAUCUCCAAUGUGGGUCUGGGCACUUGGCCGGUCUUCUCGCCAGGCGUCAGUGAUGACCAGGCGGAGGCCAUACUCAAGCUGGCCAUCGAGAGUGGCAUCAACCUGUUCGACAUCUCGGAGGCGCACUCGGAAACGGAGAUCGGCAAGAUCCUGCAGCGGGCUGGCUGGAAAAGGACCGCCUAUGUCAUCACCACGAAGGUCUACUGGAGCACCAAAUCCGAGGAACGAGGUCUUUCCCGGAAACACAUAAUCGAGUGCGUGCGGGCCAGCUUGCAGCGAUUGCAGCUGCAGUACAUCGACAUUGUCAUCAUCCACAAGGCGGAUCCCAUGUGCCCCAUGGAGGUGGUGCGCGCCAUGAGCUACGUGAUACAGCAGGGCUGGGCAAUGUACUGGGGCACCGCUCGAUGGAGCCAAGUGGAGAUCAUGGAGGCCUAUACCAACUGCCGCCAGUUUAACUGCAUCACACCGAUCGUGGAGCAGUCCGAAUACCAUAUGUUCUGCCGCGAAAAGUGUGAGCUCUACCUGCCGGAGAUGUACAACAAGAUCGGCGUAGGCCUCAUGGCCUGGGGUCCUCUAUCGAUGGCCUUGAGUGAUACUCAGAAUGGCGAUAAGCUCUUUCUGCCCAAAGGAUCCUUCAAGACGAAGAGCUUCUCGUGGACCGAAGACGAGAUCAAUCGCAAUGCCGCUUUGUCGCCGCAGGGCAGUUGGGGCAAGGACCGGAUUGAGGAGGGGCGCCGCCAUUGCGACCGCCUUCGUGACCUUGCCGCCCUCGCCGAGAAGCUGGGCUGCAGCCCUACCCAGCUGUCGAUCGCCUGGUCGCUGAAGCACGAGCCUGUUCAGUGUCUGUUGCUGGGAGCCACUUCGGCGGAGCAGCUCCAUCAGAGCCUGCAAUCGUUGCAGUUGCUGCCACGCCUCUCCUCGAGCGUUAUGCUGGAGCUGGAAAGGAUCCUGGAGAACAAGCCGGUGCGGCCGCCGAUGAUCUCGACUCUGGCGCUCCGGUGACAAUCAGCGUGCCCGCAGGGGCCGCUCAGCCUGAGCGGCGGCGGACCCUGCGGCGCCGAUUCGCCCAAGCACGAGGAUGAGGCCUUCAUCGAGGAGGUGGACGCUGCCAAGGACGCUGCCAAGCAGGGCUUCUGCCUCAUCCAGUGACGAAAGGAGUCCUUAGAUAACGAUAAUAAAUUUUUGAAAGUGAUUAGCAGUAAAACUAGCCUAAGUAGCAAUACCAUGACGACAACAAUAAGCAAGCAGGAGCAUCAGCAACAUCUCCAGCAGCAGCAGCAGCAGCAGCAGCAACAGCAACAACAGCAACAGCAACACCAACAGCUACAACAGCAACAUGUGCAACAACAGCAGCAGCAACAACAAUUGCUGAUCAGCGGCAACACCAGCGAUUCGGGAGCAGUUCCCAUCGCAGCUGACCUCCAGUUCGACACCCUGAAUAACAAUAACAACAACAACAAUAACAAUGGCAGUCCAGAUCAGGCCCUGCCCUCCAGCGAUGAGCCCCAGAAGCGUCGCUCCCUGCUCAACUUCAAGUCCCUGGACUUUCAUUUGAAGUCCCUGUACAGUGGCCUACGCAGUCACUCGGGCACCACUCCUCCAAGUCAGCCGAACAGCUCGGCUCCAGCGGUGGAUCAGACGCAGCGACGGAUGCCUUAUCUGCGGGUGGAGAGUGUGGAUCCCGAGGAGACAAGGGGAGGCGGUGGAUCGGUACUCGCUGGACACUCUCCCAGCUUUCUGUCGCCCUACAGUGGAGGAGGCGUCAUUGGAGGAGGAGGAGGAGGAGCAGGAACUGUUAGCCUCCAGCUGCCCUCCGCCGAUGGAGCCACCAUUAGGAGAUCCUCAACUUCGGAUAUAGUAAAUUGCAAGAGGGGAGGAGGAGCAGGAGGAGGAGCCGCCUCUGCCCAGGACAGUAGAAGGCCCAGCACCUCGGACUUGCUCAGAAAGGCCAGGGAGCGGAAGGGCAGUGAGGCCAGGAUGGGUAGGAGUGUCUCCCAUAGUGGGCUUACAAGAGGCGGACCCGGCGGAGGAGGCGGUGGCCUGGGGGGCAGACGAACCAGCAUGGCCUUCUAAGAGAAAAUAAAAUAGGGAAAACCAAAAGUUUAGCACGGAGGGUGGAGGGAAAUGGCAAAAGAAAAACUGUUGAUCAAAUCUGAAUCAGAAAUAGGCUGAUAAAAUGGCGCUUAUGAAUUUUUAUCUAGUGAAAAAACCAAAGAAAAACCAAAGAAAACCCAAAAAAAAAAAUUAACAACAAAAAAAAAAAUAUAUUAGAGCAGCUAUUAAGGAACGACUUUUUGUGGAUCUAUUAUCAUUAUGAUUAUAAUAUGGUUACUAAAAUUGCGCCUCGAAAAGAACUAAAGUUAGUAGAUAAUUAAAAAAAAAAAGUAAAGAACAGAAACAUAACAUUUCAUCUCUCUUAAACUCUGUAUCUCUCUCUUCCCCAGCAAUUUAAAGAACCCCCAAAACUUUUAUGACAAUAUUAGAACCUAACUAUCGUGUACUAUCGUUAACUAUCGCCUGGCAAAAGCUCUAAAACUAACCUGCGUUCUGGCCCCAAAAAAUGAAAACAUGUUUCAAGAUCGAUCCAUUAUAUCAUCUUACUGUGAGAGUUCAUAUCAAGCGAAAAGGAUACCCAAAGUAUAUGGGGAUGUUGCUGUACCCAAAUGUCUUUUUGAUUAAUCGAUUAGUAGACUUAACGAAUGUUAAACGAUUGUUAACGAUUGACUAGAGGCGCUGGACGGGGAGUGAUUAGCGAUUAACGAUGAAAGAUUGGCGAAGGGCGAUAGAGGAUUGAGGAUAAUGGUUAAUGGUUGAUGGAUAAUAGAUAUGGGUUAAAAGAUAAAGCAAAGGGAAAUUCGUCGAAUAAUUAAAUUUUAGCUAAACGAAAACUAAAAAUCUAAAUAAAAUGAAAAACAAAAAUAAAAAAACUCAAAGAAACAAUUCAAAUCAAAUCUUAUUAUAUAGACAUUACUAGCAUUAUGUAGUUAAAUGAUAACAAUUCAAGCGAAAUUUUUUUAAAUCGACAAACGAAAAACAAAGCAAAUGCCUUUCAUAACAGCAACAAAAACAACAACAACAACAACAACAACCAAAUAAGUAAAUUUA
Messenger RNA from Drosophila eugracilis, 6800 nucleotides. RefSeq lists its product as uncharacterized. Lineage: Eukaryota; Metazoa; Arthropoda; Insecta; Diptera; Drosophilidae. Gene Ontology annotation, cellular component: voltage-gated potassium channel complex; cytoplasm. The transcript is spliced from 12 exons. Gene Ontology annotation, biological process: potassium ion transport; regulation of potassium ion transmembrane transport. Gene Ontology annotation, molecular function: transmembrane transporter binding; voltage-gated potassium channel activity; potassium channel regulator activity. The record is from RefSeq and is a predicted model, not a curated record.